Molecule: messenger RNA, 699 nt
Organism: Amborella trichopoda
Lineage: Eukaryota; Viridiplantae; Streptophyta; Magnoliopsida; Amborellales; Amborellaceae
Product: small ribosomal subunit protein mL103 (rPPR7)
Molecular function (GO): protein binding
Source: RefSeq, a predicted model, not a curated record
AUGGUGGGCCAAGCCAUUAAACCGUUUUACCAGAUGGACAAGCUUGAAAUCCCUUGCUCCGUAGAUUCAUUCAAUGCCGUCUUAACUGCUUGCAAAGAUGCGGGGAUUUUGAAAAGCUUGAAGAGAUGGAAGAGAGGCAAAUGGAGGUUACCACGAAUCAUUUACACUAUACUUAUUAAUGUUCUCUAUAAGAGCAACAACUCAGAAGAAGCUGAGAAAAUUUGGGAUGAAAUGGUGAAGGUGGGGUGCUCUCCUGAUGCUGCUGCUUACAAUCCUAGGGUUUCGUAUAUAGAUGAAAGUAAUUGCAGAAAUGGAAGCUUCAGGUGUUAUGCACAGUGUCAUCACUUACAAUUUGCUCCUGAUGUGUUACAAAAUGGAGAAAUUGAAGGGGCAAAUAGGACUUUUAAAGAGAUGGAGAAAAAGGGUUCUUCCCCAAAUGAUUUCUCGUUUACGGCAAUAUGCAGUGAUGGGGUGAUUGAAAGGGCCUUGGGUUUGUUUGAAGAUACGGUGAGAAGAGGAAUUGCUUCAAAUAACAUAUCUUAUGACAUUAUGAUAAAUGGCAUAUGUAAAACUGGGAAUAUUGAAUCUGUUCUUGAGCUUCUGAAGGAAAUACUCCAUCGUGGUUGUAUACCCGAUAUUGUAACUUAUAAUGGCCUGAUAUAUGGCCUUCGCAAAAAUGGGAGGAUGGGGGAGGCCUAG